This is a messenger RNA of Phoenix dactylifera (date palm), 643 nucleotides long. RefSeq lists its product as uncharacterized. Lineage: Eukaryota; Viridiplantae; Streptophyta; Magnoliopsida; Arecales; Arecaceae. The record is from RefSeq and is a predicted model, not a curated record.
AGUCUCGCCCCGGUUUAUCCGCAUCUCUGGCUCUCCACUCCCAUGUACGACGGUGCGGCCAAACUCGAGAAGAAUAGCGGACGGAGACGGUAGGACGGAAGAACGCGGAACAGAGGAGCUAAUCUUAAGUGUUAAAGCGGUUCGCUGAUGGAUGCGAAGGAUCCACCCGAGCAACAGGCAGCAGCAUCCAAAGAUGAACCUGUUCAGUUCGAUCCAAGCCGAAUGAUUGGCAUCAUCAAAAGGAAGGCCUUGAUAAAAGAACUUGCUGCUGCUUACCAUUCUGAGUGUCUUGCCUAUUGCCAGGAGCUUCUGCAACUUCAAAGAAAGUGGGAACAGCAACAGUAUAUCGAAAGAAAAACUACUGAGGAUGCUCGAAAACAGAUGGUGAUGAAGCCCUCCAAACGUCCAAAGAAGGGGCUCUAGGAAUCUAUCCAUGGCUUCAAGUAUUCUAUCUGUACUAUAUCUUCUUCCCCAAGCGAAUUGUGUUGUCACUCACCUGUAUCAAAAUUGCGGACAAAUUUCCUGGUCCUUAUAUUACACAUCUCAUAAUUGUGUAAAUACCGAAGUUUCUUAUUUAACAUGCACAUAACUUGUAUGUUUUCUCAUAAAAUGGAGGGUUUCCACCAAAGAGAUUUUAUGCUAA